AUGGAGCCCCGGAAGGAGCGGGCUGGGUGGUGCGCAGGGUUCCGGGGGGAGGAGGCCCUGGACGAAAGGCGACCCUUGCUGCCAGACGACAGCGUCCAGGAUGGUGUUGAGAUGGGGGUGGAGGCUACAGGCUGGGGUUCCGAUGACCCUGAGCUGGAGGAAGAGGAGGAGGCGGGAGGCCCGGACCCUGUCCGGGUUCUGAUGCUCCCACUUCAGGCGCAUCAUGCCAUGGAGAAGAUGGAAGAAUUUGUCUUGAAGGUUUGGGAGGGCCGCUGGCGUGUCAUCCCGUAUGAUGUCCUGCCCGAUUGGUUGAAGGACAAUGACUUCCUCUUACACGGACAUCGGCCACCCAUGCCCUCCUUCCGCGCCUGUUUCCGCAGCAUUUUCCGCCUACACACUGAGACUGGCAACAUCUGGACACACCUGCUUGGAUUCCUCUUCUUCCUGGUCUUGGGCUUCGGAUACAUGUUCAGCCCCAACAUGAAAUACGUGGCCCCGAUUCAGGAGCGUGUGGUCUUUGGCAUGUUCUUCUUGGGAGCUAUUCUUUGCCUCUGCUUCUCCUGGCUAUUCCACACGGUCUACUGCCAUUCUGAGAAGGUCUCUCGCACCUUCUCCAAAUUGGAUUACUCUGGAAUCGCACUGCUGACCAUGGGCAGUUUUGUACCCUGGCUGUAUUACUCCUUCUACUGCUCGCCACAACCCCGCCUCAUCUACCUCAUCAUCAUCUGUGUGCUGGGCAUCACAGCCAUAAUGGUGUCGCAGUGGGACCACUUUGCUACUCCACAAUACCGAGCUGUCCGGGCAGGAGUCUUUCUAGGCCUCGGCCUGAGUGGGUUGGUGCCCACCCUCCAUUUCAUGAUCGCUGAGGGGUUCAUCAAGGCCACGACAGUGGGACAAAUUGGGUGGCUCUUCCUCAUGGCUGUCCUCUACAUCCUGGGGGUGGCCCUGUAUGCGGCCCGCAUCCCUGAACGCUUCUUCCCGGGGAAGUGUGACAUAUGGUUCCACUCCCACCAGAUCUUCCACGUGCUGGUGGUAGCGGCAGCCUGUGUCCAUCUACAUGGCGUCUCCCAGCUGCAGGCAUUCCGCUCCUCGCUGGGAGGCAGCUGCACCGAGAAUACUGUGCUCUGA
This is a messenger RNA of Eublepharis macularius, 1128 nucleotides long. RefSeq names its product adiponectin receptor protein 1-like. The coding region runs from base 1 to 1128 and encodes 375 amino acids. NCBI's taxonomy places the organism in Eukaryota, Metazoa, Chordata, Lepidosauria, Squamata, Eublepharidae. The record is from RefSeq and is a predicted model, not a curated record. Gene Ontology annotation, molecular function: signaling receptor activity. Gene Ontology annotation, biological process: adiponectin-activated signaling pathway. Gene Ontology annotation, cellular component: plasma membrane. The transcript is spliced from 7 exons.